GCGGCGGGGUCUGGGGCGCGGAGCAGCGGCGGGAGGAGGCGGACACGUGGCAGCAGCAGCAGCGGUAGCAGCCCCAGCGGCGGCAUCGGCUCGAGCCGCCGGCCGGUCUCCCUCCCUCCCGCCCCGCGGCAGCCCUAGCUCCCUCCUCUCCGCUCCCCCGGCCGCGCUAGUUCGGCCGGGAGCUGCUCUCUUCUUUCCUGAUUCUUGAGCGACAGGACCCGGCGCCGCGCACAGACCUCCGCCACCAUGGGGAAAGGGGUUGGACGUGAUAAAUAUGAACCUGCAGCCGUUUCAGAGCAUGGCGACAAAAAGAAGGCCAAGAAAGAGCGGGAUAUGGAUGAACUGAAGAAAGAAGUUUCUAUGGAUGACCAUAAACUUAGCCUUGACGAACUUCAUCGCAAAUAUGGAACAGACUUGAGUCGAGGCUUAACAACUGCUCGAGCUGCUGAGAUCCUGGCUCGAGACGGCCCCAAUGCUCUCACCCCGCCUCCCACCACUCCCGAAUGGGUCAAGUUCUGUCGGCAGCUGUUUGGGGGUUUCUCGAUGUUACUGUGGAUUGGAGCGAUUCUUUGUUUCUUAGCUUACGGCAUCCAGGCUGCCACGGAAGAGGAACCUCAAAAUGAUAACCUGUAUCUUGGGGUGGUCCUGUCAGCUGUCGUCAUCAUAACUGGUUGUUUCUCCUACUAUCAAGAAGCUAAAAGUUCCAAGAUCAUGGAAUCCUUCAAAAACAUGGUUCCCCAGCAAGCCCUUGUGAUUCGAAAUGGUGAAAAAAUGAGCAUCAAUGCAGAGGAAGUUGUGGUCGGGGAUCUGGUGGAAGUGAAAGGAGGAGACCGAAUCCCUGCUGACCUCAGGAUCAUCUCUGCCAAUGGCUGCAAGGUGGACAACUCCUCACUCACUGGUGAAUCAGAGCCCCAGACUAGGUCUCCAGACUUCACAAAUGAAAACCCCCUGGAAACGAGGAACAUUGCCUUCUUUUCAACCAACUGUGUGGAAGGUACUGCUCGUGGCAUUGUCGUGUACACCGGGGACCGAACGGUGAUGGGAAGAAUCGCCACACUUGCUUCUGGGCUGGAAGGAGGCCAGACUCCCAUCGCUGCCGAAAUUGAGCAUUUUAUCCAUAUCAUCACGGGUGUGGCCGUGUUCCUGGGUGUGUCCUUCUUCAUCCUGUCUCUGAUCCUGGAGUACACCUGGCUCGAGGCCGUCAUCUUUCUUAUCGGCAUCAUUGUUGCCAACGUGCCGGAAGGCCUGCUGGCCACUGUCACGGUUAGUGACUGGGGGACGACAGUGCUCGCUCUUAGAUCAGCCUGCAC
Leptonychotes weddellii (Weddell seal) is the source of this 1310-nucleotide messenger RNA. The record is from RefSeq and is a predicted model, not a curated record. NCBI's taxonomy places the organism in Eukaryota, Metazoa, Chordata, Mammalia, Carnivora, Phocidae.